AUGGUGGAAAUCUUCUGUAAUCGCUUGAUGAUCUCCCCCUUUCCUCGAGGGGGAUCUCUGCUCUUUCCAUUGCUUUCUCCUUCGGAUCUUGCAAGGAGGGCUGGUAUCACCGUUGCGUCGGAGUUGAUCAAUGAAUCUGUAAUCGUUACACCCAACGACACUCUCAUACCACCUUGUUUCUUGUUUUAUCUUAUUCGAUUCAAUUUGCUUAAUUGUUUUACUGGGAGAGGCGGCGAAAGUCGGCUUCUGAUUAGCAUUACCGUUAUCGGAAGCGCCAGACCGAUUCGUUUUGUGGUUAACGGGGAGGGGCUUGUUGCUUCCUUCAUGGACACCGCUUUCAAAUCUUACGCACUUGAAGGAUGUCUCCCAAUACUCGGUUCCAAUAUCCAUGAUUUCGCUCUCUAUUGCCCAAUCGUCGGAACCGAAGCUUUGAGUCCAUUGAAGACUAUCAGAUCAUUUGGGGUUAGAAACUUUAUGAAUGCAAGAAGCCUCAGGCGAUAGAGGAAGGUUGUGAUGGAAAACCGACGACGGUGGAAAUAACGAGGAAGAACUCAAGCAGGUGGAAAUCGUGGUUCAAUAAAUCACACAGUUUCAAAGUUUCUUCUCAUUGAAUUCUUGAUUAAUGCAAUGUAGGGAACUUAUCUUCCCCAAUUUGAUUUAUAAUUUCAGAAUUUGAUUUGUUUCACUUUUCUCUGUUUUGAUAAUUUGAAUUUGGUUUCCCAGUUGAAUUCUUAAUUAUGCAAUGGUGA
Lactuca virosa is the source of this 749-nucleotide messenger RNA. NCBI's taxonomy places the organism in Eukaryota, Viridiplantae, Streptophyta, Magnoliopsida, Asterales, Asteraceae. The record is from the annotation of a GenBank genome assembly.